Messenger RNA from Odontomachus brunneus, 12592 nucleotides. It is a transcript of the gene anne, whose product is annotated as probable cation-transporting ATPase 13A3. Gene Ontology annotation, molecular function: polyamine transmembrane transporter activity; P-type ion transporter activity; ATP binding. Gene Ontology annotation, biological process: polyamine transmembrane transport; intracellular calcium ion homeostasis. The record is from RefSeq and is a predicted model, not a curated record. Lineage: Eukaryota; Metazoa; Arthropoda; Insecta; Hymenoptera; Formicidae. Bases 6170 to 10522 code for a protein of 1450 amino acids. The transcript is spliced from 11 exons. Gene Ontology annotation, cellular component: membrane.
AAUAUUUUGCUACGAAUAACUGUCGAAUUUGAAACAACAGCAACACAUCCACAUAUUUGUCCGUUAGUCGUGACUUCGUAUAUUGAUCAGCGAUGAACUAAUAGGUUGCGAACAAAAGACGACUCUUUGCAAGAUUACGACUCAAAUCACAUAUGAUAUGCUGAUCAAUGACACACAAAAGUAGUAAUAAUUUGUCAAAAUUUUUAUCCAAUAUAUUUUUACUGCAUAUUUUAGUCCAAGUAAUAUACUAAUCACCUCAUGAACUUUAUUUUUGACAUGUGAACUCCUCUUUUUUUCGCAUAACAAAUUGUUUACUGCUUCAAACGAAAUUUUUCAAAUACAUCAAAAGAAAUUUAUAAUCAUGUAGAUUUUGUAGGUUACGUGAGUAAUAGAAGCAAGCAUAACAAGUUGUUCACAUACUAGAAAUGAAACUCAUAAUUAUGCAGGUUAUAUAAAUAAACUAUAUACAGCUUUGAUAAAUUGUAUAGCCACAAAUCUAAACAAAUGUUUGCCUAGAUCUUGUUCUCCCAAAUUUUGCAGAAAUUGCUUGGACAACUUGUUUAAUUGUUGACCGAAUAUUUUUAAGAAUCAUGUAAGAGAAUAUUGGCUGUGACAUAUUACCCCAUUCUCCCUUCCUCCACAGUUCUAAGGAAAAGAAAAUUUAGUUGAUUAAAUAAAUUUUUGGUAAAAUAUGAACGAAGUAGAAAUUCCGGUUGAAUUCAUCAAAAUUCUGAUCCAGUUAAUAACAUUCCCGGUCCAACCAAACAUUUUUUCGUGUUGUGUGCGCGGAAACAUAAUAAUUCUCCAUAUUUUAAUAUCAAAAUAUAUAUGAACACACUAGAAAUUCCGGUUAAAUUUACCAAAAUUCUAUCCGAAUUAACAAAAUUUAUAACUUAUAUUUUAUCAGGAAUUGAUUAAUCCAAUCAGAUAUUUCUUCCAUGUUAAGAGCGGAAACAUGAUAAUUCUUAAGAUCUUAGUAGAUCUCAUAUUCUCGCUAGAAUCCAAUUUGGUUUAAAAUUGCAUUUGAAUAAGAAUGACACGAACGAACUGACACAAAUGAACUGACACGAAUUAAAUAAGCUGCGUAUAGCAUAUUGUGUGUAGCAUAUCGUGCGAAAAAGAGAAGGACUCUUCAAAUUUCGUAGGUGUUGAUUUAUGCAUUAUUCGGAAUAAAAUACGCAUCUGAGAGGAAACAUCUCGCUCGAGAAAUUUACUGUUUUUAAAGAAAGAAUAUGUGUUACGCGAAGCAUAUCAACGUUGUAAUAAUGCGAUAGCUAUUAAUGGACGGAUGUUUGAUUAGGAAGCACGAUUAACUCGUUCAAAACUUGUGCGUAGUGCGCGUAUCAUCAGAGACACUCGCCCAUUACAUAACCGGCAAUUUGACAUUUCUAACUUGAUUGUGGCGCGUAGAGAUAUAAGGGACGAGUUCUGAUAAGCAAAUGGAAAAAUUCCUAGAUAAUCUAGUUGAUACACGUUGAUCACGUGUAAAUUUUUCAUGGAAUCACCUUUUUCAAUUAAGUGCUGAAUUCUGUCAUCACAAAAUUGAUGUUCAUAUAUUGUAUCCACAUAUUUUAUGUCUCCAAAUAUGUGUGAGCGCCGCUUAUACUUAAUUCCAUUGAAUUGUCGAGUUGUAUGAUAAAUUUAGCGAGCGGCAUUGUCCUCGACCUCUGCUUCGCCUUUUAAAAUUGACCGCUUAGACAAAAGAAGCGUUGCUCAAUUGCUGUAACGACGUCGCGCCGCUCAACAUUUCAUCAUUGACGAUCUUUCAGUGACCUACACUUCAAUUAAAGCCAUGUAUGAAUCAUUAUCUUUAUACGGGGAUUUGUCCGUUCUGACAAACCUCUUUCGAAAUUUCUUUCCUUCGUUCUUCCACUUGUCUCUCAGUGAAUCGAAAUGCUCCGAUCGCAUUUGGUUUACCUAAUCGAACGUCGAUUAAUUGCGAAUUCGCCGGAGAAAAACGAUUUCAAAUCUCGCAAUAGCAAUUAUGGCGAAAGAGCUGAGGCAAACAAGAGUGAUGUAGCGGCUAGAUAACAGGUGAAAUACUUCACGAUGAUUUUAUCGUAACCGACUUUGCACAAUUUAUACGCACAUACACUGAAAGUUUCUAUGAGUAUAAACGCUUAUAUUACCUUAUCUGUCUAAUUUAGAAAAUAUCCGUCUGAAAAUAACGAGCACGAUAUGUGUCGCAGAAAUGUUCGUAAAUUCCACCUAAAGGAGAAACUUGACAUUGAAAUACUUUAAAGCAGUAAGAAUAUGAAUUUAAUGGUAUUUAAAAUUUCGAAAAUGAAAAUGUUGAAAAAGAAACAUUUGUUUUGAAGGGGAACAAUUAAAAAAAGAGAUGUCAAAAUCUUAGAGAAAAUGUCUAAUUAAGAAUUUCACGAAAUUUUGCUUGUCGCUAAACAAUUCCUAAUCAGAGUUGUGCUCCGGAACGUUCAUAGGCACGUGCAGCUCGGUCGAUGCCGACGAAUAGAGUUGCUUCUCAAAUACUUGAGUCUGGGCACGUGUUGUCGAGAUAGUCGAGUUAGCCAGAAUGAAGUAUAUAAGCCGCAAGAGUCUCGUCGUUCGAUAUUCCGACGGGACCUCUUGAAGCGCGAGGGAACAGGAGGGUUCAGUAGAGACAGCAGGGGGAGAAGAGCGGAGUUCAAGAAGAGGUACGAGGUCGGAUCAAGAAAGACAACACAUGACCGAGUACGGAACAAUGUGUGUAUAUAUAAAAGAACGUGUAUCCGUGACGGUACUCGCCGGAUGCCGAGUUAUGGUAAACAGGAAAUCAACCGUUGGAGACGAAUCCACAAAUAGAGGAGUUAUCAUGAGGAAACCCUAGCCGCGUUCGCUCUCUAAUCGUUCGCUAAAAAAUGAGUCAUGGUCGACGUCGUCGACGACGACGUUGCUCGUCAUCGUCAUAAGUUGAACUAGUCGAUGGUAGGGGAACUUCAGGUACGGCUAUGCAAGAACCGAAACCAUGUAAAGCAAAAUGCGUGCUUCUACAAUGUUUCAGAAGCGCUCCUCUCGAAGGAAGCGGAAUUCCGAACAAUUAAAGACAUUCAAGUGGAAAUUCAUUGUAAAAUUGUCUCGUGUUUUUUAUUAUCCUUUAUUAUCUCGUCAAUUUUCUUACUUCAGAAAAGAUUAUUAUCUUAUCUUAUUGAUAAUCCUCUGCCAUCUCUCUAUCUUUCCUUAUCUCACCAUUUAGACCUGCAUCAGAUAUGGGAAAAGAAAUAUUUUAAAGUGACAUCAUCUACUUUUGUAUUUACUCAUAACGUUACAUGAUAAUCGUAAAAGAUAAGAUGCAUCAAGUUAUAGCAAACGUGUCUUGUGUACGUUAUACCUUGAAAAUCAGGAAUGCAUCCUGAAUAACAGACGUUGCAUUAUAAAAUAUGAGUUACGUACUUUGAACCGCGGUCGAUAUAUCGUAAAGGAGCAAUAUUCGUCGAACGAUGACCGCUGCAUCUGGAAAUGUAUAUUACACAAUGAGCGAUAUGGUUGUUCGCACUGCACGGCGAUUUCAAACUUUUCCAGUUGAUCUGCGUCGUUAGUUUAACAAGAACAAUCGUGAAGAAGCCAGAUAAAAUUUAUCUGGCGUCUGUCUCGUAAAUAGCGAUUGCGUGUUUUGCGGGCGCGCGUGAAAUGGAAAGUGCGUACAGUUAGCAUUCAGCCGGAGCUUCAUAUCCGUUCAUAUCUGCAGCUGUUGGCCCUCGAUGAGGUACCCGAUCUAGAUACGUUCCUGGAACUGGGUUUGCCACGACACAGGGCGCAAGUCUUCUCCGGCUCGGUCUCUGUGCCAAACUGUUCCUUCGAUUCGCUCGCGUUCAGAGGCCUUUCGCAACUCGGAGCAAGUAAAUUGCCGCUCUUCGUUGCGGUUAAUCACAGCUGUGUUUCUCAGUGUUCCUUCUGUGUGAGGGUCUUCUUUCGGAGGUGCCGGAGUCGCGCGCGUCCGCUCGUCAGCGAUACAUCAGCUUCGUUGCUGUGCCAGCCAAGAAUCAGCAAUUUCGGAGCUGUGCAUUCUGAAACGACGGCUUCGCGCCGCCAUUUUAACACGAGCACGUUGUCUCGAAUUUCUACGGACUUGGAGACGACUUGUCGACGGACAACUCGCAUUUUCACCUGCGGCACGUACCUUACUCUCGCGCUACUGCGAGACGCAUCAGCCCGGUCUGUCGGUGGCAACACCACGGAUGAGCGCCGCGCCGAGGAAACAUCCGCGCGCAAAGUGACUUCCAGCAGGAGGGUGACUUUUUCUUUUCCGUUUCCUAAUUUGCUAGUGACGGGGGAAUACCAGACAACUGCGGCAGCAACGUGUAUCGGCACUAUGAGCAAGAUGCUAGACACAAACUAUCGCACCGUGUUCUCUGUACUUAGAAGUCCUGAGGAGGGUGAAGCGUUUAAGCGGAUCAUCUGAAAGAAUCGUGCUGCGAAAGAAAGAGGGUCGUCGUCGUCGUCGUCGUCGACCGUGUUCCGCGAGGACAAUCGAGUUAUCACAAAAGUGUGAAUUACCGUGCACCGGUGUACCGUAUACGGGAGAUCCCGUUUCUUUCUCUCUCUCCCUCUCUACUCUCUCUCCCUCUCUAUCUCUGUCUCUUUAUCUCUUUAUCCGUCUGACACGCGAAUUUCGCGUAUUCCCAGAUUUCGAGGAUUGCAGACGUCGCUGUUGACGUAACCGGCGACUUAAAUAUAGAUUCGUGACUCGCGGAUUCUCGUAACGCAUUAUCUCCCGUAACAUCGCGCAAUCUCUUUCUCAUACACGGAACUGUAUCGAUCGUUUCGAUCGUGGAAGAAGAAGGACGACUUACUCGAGCUCCGGAUCAAAUCCAAGUGUGUGCGCACGUCAAGGAGAAUCCCUUUUUUCUACGAAGGACCAAGGAAACAUUUCUCCGCGGGAAAAACGAAGCGUGCGCGCGCGUAAAAACCGAACUGUCGUAACCCUUCUGCCGAUCGAGACGUCCCGACGGCAACCCCGGAUACUCCUAUAACCCGUAAUGUAUUUGCGAUCGCGCCAAGGAGCAGCACAAGGGAGGCACGAGCACACAAGAGAGCCGGUAGGAGCUGGUGCAGCGGCCGCGAACGGCCACGGAGAGCCCGGAUCGUCCUCGAGGGCCAAGGGUGGGACGAGAAAAGCGGCGAACCGGCGCGAUCUAGCGUCACCGCGGCCGCUACGAGGCGGCUCAGGCAGGAGCGCUUCGGGCCUGGUGUGCCUGAAACGCGGCAUGAGCGAGGGUGAACGAGCGGUCACCACGCCACGAAUCGGCUGGCGAAAGCUCACCGACCCCGGCGACUGACACGAAUCCAGGAAGCCGAGGGCAGGUCCGAAGCGAUAGCACCAGCUACCGCUCGCCCGUCAGCAUCCUCAUUCUCCUGCCGCCCCCUCGACGAUCGUCAUCUGCGGUUUGCGGUACAGCCGCCUUGAAGACCAGCCGGCCUUCGCACGUAGAACAACGUCGUCGUCGUCGUGGUCGCCGCGCGCCGGAGGAGGCUCGCGUCAGCUCGAUGCCGGUCAAAUGCCGGAGAACACGUCGCCGAGAGCCGCUGCGAGGACCCUGAAGAGAGACCCCGAAAUGGCGGGAAAUCGGUGUCGGUAGCAGACGGGGUGAUCGUCCCGAAGAACGCGACCGUUCAAGCGGCACCACACCCUGGUACCUCGCAGCUUACCGACCGUCUUCGGCACCUCCUCCGUCUUCUUCUCUACUCCUUCUACUUCUUCACCUACUUCUUGUACUUCUUCUUCUCCUUCGCCUUCGCGUCUACGUCCCGGCUGAACUCUUUAGUCACGGUGAUUCGUUAUCGCGACUCUGUUGCGUAUCGACCAAUUGGAAGAGGUCACGAGGAACGGCGAAGCGGACAAUAAUUAAUAAAUCAUUAAGGCUAAUGCUAAUAAUAUGUUAUAGCAAGAAAAGCAAUUACGCGGCAGGCAAGUCGAGGGAAAACAGAUAGCGCGUCAGGCAAGUCGAACGGGAUCGUAAUCCCUUGUUAUCGUAGUCCUUUAUGAAUAGUUUUCGUUUCCUUUACAAGGGACGACAAUAGAGAAAAGUAAAAUAAAAGGUUGGGGUGCCAGGUAACAAGAAGGCAGAAACGUUCACGAUAGAAGCCUCUCUUGCGCUCGUACGUGAGUUCUCUCCUUCAGUUGCUCUUUGCUUUCCACGCGUUCGGUUUAUCCGUGUCUCCGGUAUUCGCGAGUAUGCAGCCCACGCCGAACAAACUGAACCUGAGCUUCGCCAGGAACGCUUACAGCGUCUUCGGUAGCCGCAACGCAGCUGCCGUAAACGAACAUCAGCGCGAGCAAAAGACAGAACUGCUAGAGGGCAACAAGGCCAACGGCCUCCUGCAUCUGAAGAAUGGCGUGGACUACAUCAAUCCCGGUGAAGAAGAUCAAAUGGAAAUCUAUGGCUACAAGAGAAAUCGCGCGCGCGUCAUCAUCACCUGGUUCCUCAUCACUAUCACCGGAGGUUUUCUCAGGCUGGUCUUCCACUGGGUGCCGCAUUUUAUGCUUGUGGCCACACAUUCCAAAUGCUCGUUAGAGGAAGCGGAAACUGUCUUGCUGAUCGAGAGAUUUCAAGGAAAACACACGAGUUAUUACGUGAAGAAGCUGACUGUCUUAACCGCUCGGGGAGUUGCGAAACCCUUCGACGGAGAAUCUUUAAUUGAUAAUGAACCAUGGGCGGAAAAUGCGAUAACCGUCAAGGAGGACGACGGCAACGGACCAAUGUUGUCUUUGCAUCUUUGCGAGGGUCAAUUUAAACAGGUGUCGUCCAUCGUCGUUUUCAAUUGCAAGAAGUUGACUUACGUCUGGGACCCGGAAAGAUCAGAAUUUCUGAAGCUGCGCGGCCUUGAUGUUGAUGUCCUGACAUCAUCGUUGCAUCAAAUGCAAGGUCUCAGUUCUCAGGAACAAUACAUGAGGCGUAGCGUUUAUGGUAACAACGAGAUCGUGAUUCCCGUGAAGAGCAUAUGCACGUUGCUCUGCCUCGAAGUGCUUAACCCGUUCUACGUCUUCCAACUAUUCAGCUUUUGUCUGUGGAUCGCGGACGACUAUUAUUACUAUGCCGUAGUCAUCCUCAUAAUGUCAAGCGCUGGCGUCAUAAUGGCAGUUUUCCAGACGCGACACAAUCAGCAAAAUCUACGAUCGACGGUGUACUCGUCUGACGUCGCCACGGUCAUGAGAGAUCGUAUGACUGGUCAGAUCGAGACAGUGCCUGCCGAGCGUUUAGUGCCCGGUGAUAUCUUGGUUAUUCCGUCUCAUGGUUGUCUAAUGCCCUGCGACGCUGUGUUGCUGACCGGCAAUUGCAUUCUGAAUGAGUCCAUGUUGACGGGCGAAUCAGUGCCCGUCACGAAGACACCAGUUCCUUCCUCUAACGAUAUCAUAUACAAUGCCAAAGAACAUGCCAGACAUACACUUUUCUGCGGUACCAGAGUCAUUCAAACGAGAUACUACGGGAGUGAAAAGGUUUUAGCGUUGGUCAUUAGAACUGGUUUCAACACCAGCAAAGGCGGUUUGGUGAGAUCCAUCAUGUAUCCUCCACCCGUUGAUUUUAAAUUCGAGCAGGAUUCCUACAAAUUUGUCAUGAUGUUAGGGUGCAUAGCUGGCAUAGGCGUCAUCUAUACCAUUAUAACCAAAAUAAUAAGAAACAUACAGCCCAGCCAUAUCACUUUGGAAGCAUUGGAUCUCAUUACUAUUGUGGUGCCACCGGCAUUACCAGCAGCAAUGACUGUCGGACGAUUAGUAGCGCAACGUAGAUUAGAGAAAAAGAAAAUAUACUGCACCAGUCCUAGGACAAUCAACGUAUCUGGCUCCAUCGAUUGUAUUUGUUUUGAUAAGACUGGAACGCUAACCGAGGACGGUUUGGACAUGUGGGGUGUGGUGACGGUUUCAGAUAGGAAAUUCCAAUUACCAGUGAAGGACAUUGUUAGUCUACCGUUAUCAGAAGCUCUUAUCGGAAUGGUUACGUGCCAUGGAAUUACUAUAAUCGAUAAUCAACUUGCGGGAGAUCCUCUUGAUCUAAAAAUGUUUGAGUCCACCGGCUGGACAUUGGAAGAACCUGAUGUAUCUGAUACAUCCAAAUUUUCUAUGCUCUUCCCGACCAUCGUCAGGCCAGCGAAAGAUUCUAAGUUGCUGAAAAAGAUCCCCAAUGAUUUGUGCGACACCCUUAGUCGACAGAACUCAAUGUCUUCCGAUGUGAUCGAUGGUAUAUCGCUGAACAAUCUCGAUGCUGCGUUCGUCGGUUCCGCAACGGAAUUGGGCGAACAGGGCUUGGAGGUGGGCAUUGUUCGACAAUUUCCUUUCACAUCAACUCUCCAGAGAAUGAGCGUGAUCACUAGAACUUUAGGAGCGAAUCAUUACGAUCUCUAUUGCAAGGGUAGUCCCGAAAUGAUUCUUAGUCUGUCCAAAGCAGAAUCCAUUCCUCCAGAUUUCGCAGCGGUUUUACAAGAGUAUACGUCUGAGGGUUAUCGAGUGAUCGCUCUCGCGCAUAAAUCCUUGAACCGUCUUCCAUAUGCCAAGGUACAGCGCAUGAAUCGAGAGGCUGCUGAGAUCGAUUUGACCUUCCUAGGAUUUGUAGUAAUGGAAAAUCGACUGAAGCCCGAGACGUCGCCAGUAAUAGCAGCGUUGAAUACUGCUUGUAUCAAAACAAUAAUGGUGACGGGUGACAAUAUGCUAACUGCUCUCUCAGUAGCUAGAGACUGCAAUAUUGUGAAGCCAGGCACGCCGGUGAUUGUGGUCUCGACGAACCAAUAUAAUCAAUUGAAACCGCAAAUUUACUUCACAAAGAGCGACAGCCAACCGUCGCCUACUUCGCCGAAUGGUCAGCCCGACCUCAGUGAAAUGACCGACUUGAACAGCGUGGUCAGUUUGGAAACCGUGGAGAGUGGUUCCUUCGCUAACACCAAGCUGGAGAACGAUAUUGAUUAUUUGUCGAAUGACGUACAAUAUUCCAAAAACAAAUACGUGUUUGCGUUGACGGGAAAGACAUGGGCAACAGUAAAACAACACUAUCCCGAUUUGAUACCCAAGCUGGUCACCCGCGGCGCCAUUUUUGCAAGAAUGUCGCCCGACCAGAAACAACAAUUGGUUCAAGAACUGCAGGCCUUAGGAUAUUAUGUCGCCAUGGUAGGAGACGGUGCUAACGAUUGCGGUGCAUUGAAAGCGGCGCACACAGGAAUCUCCUUGUCAGACACAGAGUCAUCAGUUGCGUCACCCUUUACUAGCCGCGAGACCAAUAUCUCUUGUGUGCUGACGGUGAUACGUCAGGGUCGAGCCGCGUUGGUCACGUCCUUCGGCAUUUUCAAGUACAUGGCCGGUUACUCGCUCACGCAGUUCAUCUCGGUGAUGAACCUCUACAGCAUCGACUCUAAUCUGACGGACGUUCAAUUUCUGUACAUCGACCUCUUCAUUAUUUCUAUAUUCGCUUUCUUCUUCGGCCGCACCAAGGCAUACGAGGGUCCGCUGGUGAAAACGCCGCCGCUCAACAGUCUCAUUAGCACGUCACCGAUAUUCAGUUUGAUUACGCAGAUCGUGAUAGUUGCUAUCUUCCAGUACAUGAGCUUUUGGCAUCUGCAACAGAUGCCAUGGUUCGUACCGUUUAACUCAACUGCGCUGGAAGAUAAAGAUGAUGUAGGCUGUUUGGAGAAUUACACCAUCUUCAUCGUCAGCUCUAUGCAGUACAUCAUCUUAGCGGUAGUGUUCUCCAAGGGACCGCCCUACAGGAAGUCGCUUUUCACCAAUUAUGGUCUGCUUACCUCAUUCGUGUUUCUGAGUCUCUUCUCCGUCUAUCUCGCGAUAUGUCCUUUCGAGUGGCUGGCCAAUUGGUUCGAGCUCGUGAUGCCCAAAGACCUCGUCUUUCGCUUCUUCCUGGUCGGCUACGGUAUGGUGAACUUCGUGAUCGCGUUGUUAAUCGAGCGCUUCUUUGUGGAGUAUCUCGUCUUCGGCAAGCUGCGUUACCAUUGGCACGACGUGGAUAAGUCCCGGCGAAAGUUCCUGGCGAUCGAGCGCGAUAUGGCGAACGACCUCAAGUGGCCGCAGAUCUCGCAGGAGCCAUUGCCAGAGAUCACGUCCAACAUACCGAUCCGUCAGAAUGUUACCGAGAUCAAGAUCGAGAAGAGAAUCGCCGAACCUUGCCACCCCGCCGACACCAGUUUUAUGAACAGCUCGCCUGUUUGCGCCGGCUUCAAGCACUUCGGCUCCGCUCGCGAAGUCACCCUGAAUCCUAGAUCGCUUUUCGAUCAUUGCCGAAACACAGUGUCCAUGCAGACGGUGCCCUGCUUCGAAGACACGGACUCAUUGCCGAAGCAAUCGAACGUGGAGCCUGUAUCGAAGCGACGACACAACUCGGAAUCGGAAAAUGGUAUCAAUCGUUUCGAGAAACCCUUCAUGAACCACAACACCAAUCCUAUCGCCACGUUACCUAGGAACCCCAACGCGACUCUCCAGCCGCAGAAACUUCAAAGAGACUUCAAGGAUGUUCUGGUGCACAAGAGCGAUGACCGGGUGUCACCUGGGAACACUCACAGCGUGCUCGAAUUGGACAUUCUGCCGUCCUGAGGAUUGAAGCACUCAAAGGACCGAUCGAAUGGUAGCUGAACACAGCCGUGAGAUCUUACGAAACGUUAAUUAACUCGGAGUAUUAUUAGAUUACUUGUAAUCUCUCGUCACUCUGAACCGACGCGUUUGAAGCGUCGUUAGAGUGAUAAUCGCGAGACUGUGGACAGUUUCGCAAUAGGCUCAGUGAAUCCCGCGACUUUGCCACUUCAGACGCCAAACGCUGUACAAUCUCGAUCUCCCCUUCCAUUCGCUACUUGUGAUAUCCAAGAUAUGUAUUUGAUAUCGGUCGUCAACGUUUUAGUUUUAUGUAAAGAGUCAGCAGCUCGUAUUACGUCACCGAUCAGACAAAUCCGAGACGAUGCAUUUAGCCUGUCGCGGUGACUAACGAUUCUUUAAAGUCAUAGUUGGGAAAUAACGCGUUACUUUCAUUUUUGUUACUGUUGUUUCUUCUGAAGAACUUAUUAAAAAUGUCGUGUAUUUUCUUUUUUCCUCUAUAUCAAUAAGUGACGCGAAUAUAUUUGUUUAAGCAACACAGCAACAUAGAAACAUUAUUCUUAUUUUUAUGCACAUGCAAUAUGGAAUAUUAAAUAUUGCUUGAUUAACGAUAACGGUAAAGGUAACGGUAAAUGUAACGGGUUACAUGUUAAUUUUAAAAAGUAAAUUUCCCAACUAUAUCAAGUUAUAUAAAUGAUACGAGUAAUAAGAAUAAGCCGAAUGUAGGACUAAAUUAAAUUGAACCGGUAGAGAGCAUACGUUGCUCUCUCUUUCUCUCUCUUUCUCUGUCUCUCUCUUUCUCUGUCUCUCUCUUUCUUUCUCUCUUUUCCUUUCUUUCUCUCAAGUUACACUUAGAAAGAAUUAAUGUGUCGCAAUUAAGGUAUUAAUCAAUUUCCCAGCCGGUGGGCCGUUCUAGCUUCGGCUUAUUUUUUAAUCACUGACUCAAGUCAGGGUCCCUCUUGACCUCUUUCGCACUCGUCCCUUUUUCCUUCGACCCUCGUUAGUAUUCGAAAGCGACAUGCUCGAGAGAAAGUAUUAUUGUUAUUUAUCUCUUAGGCCUAUUUUACACGAUCUAUAAUUCGCCACAGGGAUUCUCCUCGUGAUGCCAUGCGCUGUGCAAUACGGAAAGUUCUUUCAGAUAUUCACUCGCGUAGAGAAUUUUGCCACGAAUUCUGCCCCGAAUUACAGAUCGUCCGAAAUGGAUCUUAGAUAGAAACGGAACAAUUCUAUAUGAGAACUCCAUUUAAGGGAGAAUCUUCCACAUGGAGCACCGCGCGAAUUAUAUCUCAAGAAUAUAUAUAUAGAUAUAUAUAUAUAUAGAUGUGUAUUUAUAUCCUUACAUAGACGUUGUCACAUGAGGCUAGAGCGGAACGAAAGCUACUGUCUUUCCUCACACUGCGGUUCAAACGAAUACUUAAACGAACUCGCAUUCUUGAUAUGUGUCUCACGUUUUCACUCUCCGGAUCACAUCGCGUUUCCUCUGAAUAAACAAAAAUACUAAAAUUAACUUUUCUUCCUCUCUUCCUCUCACUCUUUUUCUCUCUUUAGGCCGCUACUCAUCCGAGCACUCAUGUUCUCGUUUAUCGCAUUUUUUUAUCUCUGAAUUUUAUUCGCAUACGUUUGAGCAGCAAGAUCAAUUUACAAGACGUGCCUGUGCGUGUUGUAUUUCGCGCGAAAAUGACUUGGAUAUAUAACAACUGCAGAUAACAAUCGAGUCACGAUAGCAAUUGAUUCGUCGUUCCCGCUAUCGCUCCUCUCGAGGAUCAUUCCACGAUGGGAAAUUGGAUCAUUAAACUAGAGACGAUGUGACGAUACAAAGGAAUUGGUGGUUGCUGAGGGGAAGGGAAAUGCGUAUUACAUAUUGUAUUUAAUAAUGUAACUAUACCCUGAGUACUCUUCGCAAUGUUAAAAUAAAAUAAGCGAGAUACGUAUUGUUAAAAGUAACUAUCGAAAUGAAUGUGUACUUACAGAAUGUAUGCAACGCAAAUAGAUACUUAAUCGCGUCGGUCUACUCGCGAUGCUAUAGCUUGUGUUGAGAAGUAGCGGUUGUCAAAUAAAACAUGUUUUUAAUGUAAA